UGCAAGUCUGAUCAAGCUUGCUGGCCGAGGAGUAAAGUGGACCCCAUGGCCAACCACAGAUUCAGUUCCGUGUCCGAGGAGGAGAAACCCUGCUGCGGCAUUUCCAGAAAAGCCCAGAUCUGUCUCUGCGUCCUUUUUAUUCUCCUGAUUGUGGUGGGCAUCGCGGUGCCGGUCGGGAUCCUGAUGUGGCGCCAGCCGCCCAAGCACAAGGAGUGGAAGGGGCCGGGCACCACUGCCCAUUUUUACGAGAUCCUCCUGGGACGGUGCUACACGUACACUCAAGUCGUGCGACCUGAGCAGCGACAUACAGACUGCCAAAAGAUAGGGAAGGCAUUCACAAGUGCAUUUCUUUCGAAGGACCCUUGUGGCAGUACAGAACAGGACUAUCGGCCACUAAUGGAACUGACAACUCAAAUUGUACCUUGUGACAAGACCGUCUUUUGGAGCAAAUCAAGUGAGCUGGCGCAUGACUACACGCGGGUCCAGCGGGAUAUGUACACCCUGGAGGAUACACUGUUGGGUUACAUGGCGGAUGGCCUCAAGUGGUGUGGAGACACAAGCUCUUCUGAAAUGAACUAUCAAUCUUGUCCACACUGGAGGGAAGACUGCAGCAAUAACUCUGUUUCCGUAUUCUGGAACACAGUGUCCAAAAGGUUUGCAGAAGAUGCCUGUGGUGUGGUCCAUGUGGUGCUCAAUGGGUCCAUCAGUAACACCUUUGAUGAGAAAAGCACUUUUGGACGUGUGGAAGUCUUUAAUUUGCAUCCAGAGAAGGUUCAUACUCUAAAGGCCUGGGUGAUGCAUAACAUCGAAAGUGUCCCCAGUGACUCAUGCUCAAGUUCCUCCGUGAAUAAUCUGAAACAGAUUCUCAAGACAAGGAAUAUUAUAUUUAUCUGCCAGAAUAACUACAGGCCUGUCAGGCUUCUUCAGUGUGUGAAAAAUCCUGAGCACUCAUCCUGCAAAUAUAACUUAUGAGCCAAUCAGCGUGGUCGUUUUGGAUCUUUGAGCCUUGUAUACAUCAGCAUGCGUGACUCAGGAGACAUGCUGCUGGGAAGCUGAGGACUUGGGGGGCAUCUUCUGUCAUCCUGCCAACACUAGAGCUGGAAGUACUUCCCCCAAAGAUUUAAAAUAACUUAUAUUAUUGACAUAGUUUUUUAUUUUGAUUUCCUAAUACUCAUGAAAAAAUUAUGGUAUAAAAUUAGAAUGAAGAUUUUAUAUUAAGUUAUUUCAUUUUCAUUUUCAUAGGUGCUUUUAUGUUGUUUAUAUGUUGGUAGCAUCCUUUCUGUGGAGAGUGACCAUACCAAACCUCUCUUAUUGGUGUAGAUUAUUAAGAGAAACGUUUUGAAGAAAUUUUACAUUUCUGAAUGAGUGACCUUGUCUCAGGAUAUAUUUUUGUACCCUUUCUACAAAUAGUUAAAUAUAAAUGCCAUGGUUAUGGGUCAUGUUGGGAAAAGAAUUCUGUAGGAUAUAAACUACCCAUGUACUUUACCUCCCCCUCUUCCAAUAGUCCUAUGAGGUUGGUACUGUUAUCUCCUGUUUGUUAGAUGAGAAAUGGAAGUUCAGAGAGGAUAUGUAAUUUGCCUAAAGUCAUUUAUUUAGUUCAAGGUAGAGGCUGGAUUUCAACUCAGCUCUAUCUGACUCCAAAGUAUAUGUGCUCUCUUUCUAGGCCUGUAAUACCAGCUGACAUGCUUUAUGUUCUCUUCCAAUAAAUGCAUGUUGGAUUAUAUU
Canis lupus familiaris (dog) is the source of this 1725-nucleotide messenger RNA. RefSeq names its product CD38 molecule (gene CD38). Gene Ontology annotation, cellular component: plasma membrane. Gene Ontology annotation, biological process: positive regulation of B cell proliferation. The record is from RefSeq and is marked provisional. Gene Ontology annotation, molecular function: NAD+ nucleosidase activity; phosphorus-oxygen lyase activity. NCBI's taxonomy places the organism in Eukaryota, Metazoa, Chordata, Mammalia, Carnivora, Canidae.